ACGUCCGCUGGCGGGAAAUUCGCAAAAUAUUACGAAAGCGUUACCAGGGACACCGAAAGGUCAACUGUUCCUCGUCCCUAACAGAAGUAAUUUCACCGAUUUAAACUGGAUACUCGGCAUUAAAUGUAGCACUGAAACCGAGAUAAAUAAGUAAAACGCAGCGCUUAGUAUCCAGCAGCUCGCUGAGGCUUUGAAGACUUCUUAUUCUACGUCCAUCAUCAACUUGUGGACCAUGAAGGCUGACUUGGAGAAAAACGUCUCACUGUCAGAUGGACACAGCACAGCUAAACUGACGGAAGAGCAGCUGGUCACCAAGAUUACCAGCAGCGCUCUAAAGGGCAAGAAGGCUGGUGCCACGAUUAAAAAGAUAUUAGAAGACUCUCCAACCAGCUCAGCUGAAGGGUCGAAUCGUAGACUUGUCGUGUACCAACACUGCAUCAAUCUGUGCGAGUCCGGGGACCUUCAGACCGAGGUGGUGGCCGAUAUCAUUGGACUGCUGAUGCUGGAGACUCACACGCUGCCCGGACCCUCUCUUGCACAACUGGCGUCUUUUUUUGUUGAAGCCAUCAAGAUGGGGAAAAUGGUCAGUGGGAAAUCCCUGGAGCUGUUUCCGACGGUUCUCACUGCCCUGGCGUCCUGUGAAGCCUUGGCCUAUGGCAAAGGUGAACUCAGUGGGGAAGAAUACAAGAAGCAGCUGAUAAACAGCCUUUGCUCAAGCAGAUGGGAUCCACAAUGUGUUAUCCACUUGACAACCAUGUUCAGGGAUGUGCCCUUAUCAUCAGAGGAGCUGCAGUUUCUGGUGGAUAAAAUAUUGAGGAUGUUCACCAAGCUUGAUUUGCAGGAGAUCCCGCCACUGAUUUACCAGCUGCUGCUUUUAUGUGCAAAGGGUUGCAAGAAGCAGGUUCUGGAGGGAAUCAUCGGCUAUUUUAAGGAGCAGGACGUUCACCAGGAGGAGGAGCAGAAACGCGGAGAGAGUCUGGAUCUAGAGGUCGAGUCUAUUCCACAGGACCAGCUGAGGCACGUGGAGGGCACAGCUAUCCUCCACAUUGUCUUUGCAAUGCGGUUGGACCAUGAGCUUGGGAGAGAACUGUUCAAAAGCUUUAAGACGUCGUAUGGAGACCUGUCUCCUUUCAGCAUUGCUCUGUUUCUCUCAGUAGCACGCAUCCAGCGUUAUGAAGAGCAGGUGUUUGAACUUUUAAAAGGGGCAAUCAUCAAGAACUUCAAGGAUGAGCAGCUGCAGCAGGGGUCGAAGUUCCUUCAAGUCCUCCUGCCUGGGCACUGCAGUGUGGCCAGGAUGAUACUGGACACAGUCAAGAACAGUGUGUUCGGAUGGGAUCAUGUCACCCAGGGACUGGUGCAACUGGGAUUCUUCCUCAUGGAUGCGUUCGGACCCAAACCCGGACCAUUUGGAAAGACCACAGAGGGCUCAGUCACUGUGGCCCGGACCCCCACUCAACAGGCGUGCAAGCUGGGAGGACAGGUGCUUCUCCACAGCUUUAAGAUCCAUGAGCCUAUCAGAGGCGAAAUAUUGGAGCAGGUCUUGAAUCGACUGGUCACAAAGACUGCUUCACCUGUCAGUCAUUACUUAGACCUUUACUCUGAUAUUGUGGUCUCUGCUCCCAUGAUCCUCCUGGAGUCGUCCUCCAAGCUGACGGAGACAUUUGAUCACUUGUCGUACCUGCCCUUGGCCACUGUGCAGGGUCUACUAAAAGCUGUCCAGCCUCUGCUUAAGGUCAGCAUGUCCUUAAAAGAUGCUUUAAUUCUAGUUCUACGUAAGGCCAUGUUUUCCAGCCAACUGGAUGGCAGGAAGUCUGCAGUGACCGGCUUCUUAUUGCUGCUGAAGAACUUCAAAGUGUUGGGCAGCUUGGCCUCGAGUCAGUGCAGCCAGGCGAUAUCCUCCAGCCAGAUCCAAGUGGAUGUUCAUUCUCGGUAUAACUCUGCUGCUAACGAAGCGUUCUGCCUGGAGAUCCUCAGCAGCCUGCGUCGCUGCCUGGGACAACAGGCUGAUGUGCGCCUCAUGCUCUACGAGGGUUUCUAUGAUGUCCUCCGUCGCAACUCUCAACUGGCAAGCUCCGUCAUGCAGACCCUCCUCUCGCAGCUGAAGCGCUACUACGAGCCAGAACAAGACCUCCUACCCCCACUGAAACUGGAACCAUGCAUCACUGCUCAUGGAGACCAAGUCUUCCUCCAGGAGCCACUGGGCCACCUGCUGAGUUGUACCGUUUAUUGCCUGCUGUGGCUGCAAAACACACGCAAAUCAGCUAACCCAAAUGCUGACGACAGCGGUGAUGAUGAGGAGGAGGAGGAGGAGGAGGAGGGAUACCAGUCUGACCUACAGACAAUCUUGGAGAGCGCAACAAGACGCAUGAUCAAGUGUGAGCUGGAGGACUUUGAACUGGACAAGUCGGCAGAGUUUUCAAUGGGAUCCAGUGUGGGGGUGAAAAACAACAUCUAUGCUGUGCUGGUGAUGGGCGUGUAUGAGGUCCUAAUGGAGUACAACUUUAUCAAAGCCAACUACAAUAAAAACUGCUUUGAGGAUCUCCUUGAGCUGUUCAGUCGCUACCACAAGCUCGCUGAGAUCUUGAAGGAGAAAUCUGGAAAGGGUCGAGUGCCCUCGCACAAGACGCCCCGCAGUUUACUUUCUAUGGGCUUCACAGCAACUCUCAUCACCGUGCUCUUCAGAGACAACACUCAGAGCAGAGAGGAGGCUCUGUCAGUGCUUCGCUCAAGUGGAGAAUUUGUACGUUAUGCGGUAAGUGUGGCCGUACAGAAGAUCCAGCAGCUGGAGGAAACUGGACACACCGACGGUCCAGAUGGACAGAACGCAGACAGGACUUUCCGUUUCCUCUGUGACAUGACAAGUGUGCUGAUGUGGCGUUACACAAACAUCCCCAGUGUGGUGGAGGAGGCAGGGAAGAAGGAGAAGCGCUUCAACUUGUCCCAGCUGUGUCUGGAGGGUCUGCUCAGGAUCUUCACCGCCUGCCAGCAGCGCUACCCGGACAAGAUGGCCCAGCUCCUCUCUACCAUGGACGCGGCAGAAGAUGACACAGACGACGUGGCUGAGAUGAACUACUUUUACAUCCGACAGUUUCAGAGGGCGCUGUUGACACAGUUAAGUGGAGGUGAGGAUGAAUUCAACAGCAAAGAGGCUCAGCUGCUGGUCAGCAUCUUGAGCGUGCUCUCGCGCCAGUUAAAGCCCUCCUCCCAACAGUUUGUUCAGAUGAUCACAUGGACUGUGAAAAUCUGUAAGGAGACCAGUUUUGAGGAUUCAGCAUUUUGUAAAGGGCUGCUGUCGCUCCUCUUCAAUCUGCAAGUCCUUCAUGAGAGUCCUGUAAACCUGCUGCGGGAGCUCUGCCAAGACAUCCACAGCCAACUGGGAGAUAUCGAUGAGGAUGUGGAGGUGGAAAAACAGUCGCACUUCGCCACUGUCAACAUGAAAACUGCCGCAACAACAACACUGCUGGUCCUGUCUCAAGUGGACAGAGUGCUCGAUGAAGUGGACUGGCUUAUUGCCAGAAAGAAAAGUCAGACGGCCUCGGAAAAACAGAGCUUAGCGGACGCCACCCAAACCGGAGGCAAGCAGGAUCCAGUGGAGAAAGCGGUGACGCUGCAGCUUGGGACUCUCCUGACGGCGUUGAAUGAGCUGGUCCAGACCGCCCUCCUGCCGGGCACCUGCACCAUCACGCUGCUGAGAGAGCUGACUCGCACAUACACCAUCCUCACCACGCUGGUCAAAUACUACAUCCAGGUGUGCACCACCAGUCAGCACGCGGCGCUGCCACCUCGGUUUGAGAAGCUGGUCAAGCUGUCUGGCUCCCACCUGACUCCCCAGUGCUACUCUUUCAUCACAUACGCACAGAAUGGAGAGAUGAGUGAUGGAGGUGCAGAUGACAAGAAGAAAAAGAGAAGGGCCGAAGCGAACACCGCUGCCUCAGCAAAACUUCUGCGUGAGACAAAAGCCAUCCCUAACUUGAUCUUCAGCAUCGAACAGUAUGAAAAGUAUCUCAUCACACUCUCAAAGAAAUCAAAGGUAAAUCUGAUGCAGUACAUGAAGCUCAGCACCUCGAGAGAUUUCCGCAUCAAUGCUGCCACUCUGGACGCAGCCCUGCAGGAGCAGGAUUGCAGUCAGGAGGUGAGUGUCAGCUCCUCAGGAUCAAUAAUACUGAAAAUAAACCAUAAACCAUCAUACAUCCUGUCUGUCUGUUCUUCUACUUUUCUCAGCCCACAGAGUCCCAGGACACAGAGGAGACACAAGAACCCAAACAGAAGAAGAGAAAACAGUGAGCUGACAUGGGGCACCUCCGCUGCUUCUUCAAAUUCCUCAUGUCUUAAACUCUGACAGGGUGUUAGAUGGACGAGAAGUGUCCUGGCAGUGGUGUGUUUAAGCAGCCUGGCCUACAAAGCGCUAUUUUCCUUUGUUCAGAGAGCCUUUGGUGAUGUUGAUGAUUUGGUAGAUGUCCAGGGCCUCACCUGUGAAAGGUAUGCACACACCGUUUAACCAUGUGUUACUAUAGCUCGCACGAUUUUUAUGAAAUGUAAACACAGGACAUACAGUUUGUUUGUCCGACAUUAAAAGUAUUAUUUCUAUUUAAGAUUAUUUGAACUUUAAGGAUGGUAACUGAUUACAAUUGUACCUGCGAUGGCUCUGCUUUAUAACUAAUUAAAAAAUGGAUCUAUGGUUCCGAACACA
Molecule: messenger RNA, 4690 nt
Organism: Mugil cephalus (flathead mullet)
Lineage: Eukaryota; Metazoa; Chordata; Actinopteri; Mugiliformes; Mugilidae
Gene: fanci
Product: FA complementation group I
Exons: 36
Coding region: 233-4339 (1368 amino acids)
Biological process (GO): DNA repair
Molecular function (GO): DNA polymerase binding
Source: RefSeq, a predicted model, not a curated record